GUCUAGUUUCGCGCUCUGAUCUGAAACGAUAUUUUGUUCCUGAAAUAAUAUUCUCCUGUGCAGUACCUCCUUCUUCAUACAAAACGCGCCUCGCAACGCUGUUUCGCCCCAUCCCCCCAAAAAUUACUCAUCACACAAAAGCCACCUCAGCCCGCUUGUGAGCGCCUCACCGCAUAAGCUUCACUUUCCUAUUCAAAAAGCAGGCAAAUGUCACCAAAAGGCCCCCUAAAUUAGGAGUUCGAACCUGCAGCGUGGGUACCCACGUUUAACGUUUGUACUGUACGAACCCGUCGUCCUUGCCUCUUCCCCUGUUCUCAUAAAACACCUCGGAAAGAAAAAAGGCUCGUGCUACUGGUUUUGACCCAGUUUAGCCCAGGUUGCCCCACAUUCAUUGAAGCCCAAAUGUGACAGUAUCCCCUCAGAGUAACCCACUGCCAUCUCUUGAGCACCCAAAAAACCCAAUCACUUUCCUCCCACCUUCCCUUCACAGGGACAGCAGCCUUUUCUCAAUUGUCUUCAUCAUCAUCCCUGUGGUGAUUUAUUAUUAAUUUUGGGGCUCACCAAGUUAAAGAACACAACAUUGGCAAAAUGUUCUACAUGCAGCUGCUUAUGAAUAAGCGUGGGCCUUUGGCCAAGAUAUGGUUGGCUGCUCACUGGGAUAAGAAAGUCACAAAAGCUCAUAUAUUUGAAUGCAAUUUAGAGAGUACUAUUGAAAAGAUGCUCUCCCCAAAGUUUAAAAUUGCUCUGCGAACCUCAGGACACCUGUUGCUAGGAGUGGUGCGAAUCUAUCACAGAAAAGUGAAGUACCUUUUGGCAGACUGCAAUGAAGCUCUUCUUAAAAUGCAGUCAGCCUUUCGUCCAGGGCUUGUUGAUCUCCCAAAAGGGAACUCUGAAGCGAAUUAUGAUGCCAUCACAUUGCCUGAAGAAUUUCAUGAUUUUGACACACAACUCCCUGAGGUGAAUGCCAUUGAUGUUGCCCAGCAUUUUACAUUGAACCAGAGCAGAGCUGAGGACAUCACAUUGAUAGAAGAGGAUUAUAGACAGGAUCUACUUCUCUAUGGUGACAGUUUUGGUGAGGAAAUUGAAAUGCCAAGGCAGCAUAGGUUCUUCAAUGACAGCUUAUUGGGUAGUUCUAGUGGCCUCUUGGCUGAUUACAGUUCUCUGAAUUUCAAUGGAGACAAAAGUGCACUGGAUGAAGAUACACAAGUAUUUAAACAUGAUGGGUUUGGAGAUGAAGGAGUUGCAGGAGAUAUGAUUGAUGAUGUGCUUGGAGCUGAGCAGAACAGCCUCAUUACAGACUUUGACAUGGAGGGAGAAAUUCCUUUAUUCCAAGAGCUUCCGGUUGAUGAUACAGUAGACCAUCAAAGUUCGAAACAGGAAGCAAAACUUCACCAAAUUAAUGAAACCACAUUAUUGUUCAAUGAAGAAGACAGAUUUGUACUUGAACCAAUUGAUACAGUCCUCACAAGGAAGCGAAGAGGGAAAAAGAAAAGGAAGUUAGUUGUUGACGCUGUGAAGGAGCUAUGCAGAACUACUAUGCAAAACCAACUUCUUGCCUAUGAAGACACUUUGACCACAUUAGAUAUCGCACCCCCCACAAGAAAGCUGAUGAUUUUGCAGGAGUUGGGUGGUGUGGAUAAACUUCUGAGCAGACCUACCCAGCCGUUAAUUAAUGAAGAUUUGGGAAAGCUCUUUGCCAGAAGUCUCUGGAAUGGAAGAAAAAAGUUGCAAGAAGUUGUAGUAGAAGAAAGAAGCAAAGAACAAGCUGUCCAAGGAGGUCAAAACAUUCUGCAGGAUGCAGCUUAUCGAGAAACUCAGCCUGUGUUGCAAAACGGCAGAGAAGAAAGGGAUAGUACAGUAAUUCUUGAAGCUACAGAAACCAUCGAUGGAGCGUCUGCUAUGUCCGAUGGUUCUUUCCUAGAGGCCUCUGUGAGACUAGAGUUUGAGAGUAAGCAGCCUGCAGAGGAAAAGGCACUUCAAGGGAGUGAUCAAGAUAAUGAAGAAAAAAGGAGGAGUAAGAAAGCCAUGGAGUUGUUAAAUACCUUCCAGCACAUUAACCAGACAGGGGCAAAGUCUUUCAGUUUUCUGGCCCUCUGUGUGAACAAGAACAAGAAAGACGUUGUAGCCAAAUUCUACAGCUUGCUUGUCCUAAAGAAACAACAAGCUGUUGAGGUGGCUCAGGCUGCUCCCUAUGCUGACAUCAUAGUGACGGCGGGUCCAGAGUUCCGUAACCCCUGAAGUUAAAAUGGUCUCUUUUUAACAAUUACGUGCUCUGAUUGAAAACUGUACUCUGCAUUUUAUAAAAGUUCUAAAGAGACUCCUUACAUCAUUUCGGCAUCUUUUCUCCAAAUUAGAUGGUGACUUCCACUGGAUAGGUUAGCAUAUGUAAUUCCUUGAGAAAAAGAGCUAAUAGUUUGUGUGUAGAAAUAUUUUGUUUAAAAAAUUUCCAUGUCAUUGUUUAAUAAGCAUAUCUACAGUUCAGGUUGUUAGGAGAAAUACUGUUUUGUAAAAAGUGUAAAACUAUAAUAUUUUGCAUAGUUUACCUGUUUAUCCAUGUGUUCAUAGAGGGUAAAAACUGAGCUAGCUAUUUUGGAUUCUUUAUGCAUUAUUCACAUAACUGGCUGAUCAUUAUCUGUGGAAAAUGCAGAUAUCAGCACAUACUCAGGACACUCUUUCAUAGCAAGAAUGAGUAUUCUGUCCAAUUGUUACCUUCUAGGCCAACAUACGUGUUAACUAAACUUUGACAUUUUUAGUUACAAUAGCGUGCAAUAGUUUUCUUAGGGCAGGUGCCUGGUGCGUAUUCUUUAUGGUGCUUGUUUCAGGGACAAGUUACAUUUGGGCAGUGCAUCCAAUUCCCCGCAAACACCACACCCUGAGUACUUGACUUUAUACUGACGACAUGCCUGUGUGCACUAUACUGUAGGUGUUGUGGCUUUAAAUUUGUGGCACAGGAAUGUUCCAAGAGGAGUGUAACCUGCUUCCUCAUCCCACCCCUUGUUUUAUACUAUUGAAGCAAGAGGAUGGUAAGCUAGCAUUCAGGGGCAUCCUAAGGUUGCAGGUGGAUUGUCAUUUCUAAUGAAGGUGAUGUGUCAGAGCCAUUGCUAACUAUGAUGUAGACCAAGGGUAGCCAACAUGGUGCCCUCCAGAUGUUGGAACUCUUAUAAAAUAGUUUUAUGGCUUGUUUAAAUGUAUGUGGUCUCCUAUUUAAAAUGUGUAGUUAAACAUGUUGUUUUUAUUUGUUUUUACUCUUUUAUAUCUUCUGAGAUAU
Rhineura floridana is the source of this 3268-nucleotide messenger RNA. RefSeq names its product RAD21 cohesin complex component like 1 (gene RAD21L1). The transcript is spliced from 14 exons. NCBI's taxonomy places the organism in Eukaryota, Metazoa, Chordata, Lepidosauria, Squamata, Rhineuridae. Gene Ontology annotation, molecular function: chromatin binding; protein binding. Gene Ontology annotation, biological process: replication-born double-strand break repair via sister chromatid exchange; mitotic sister chromatid cohesion; synaptonemal complex assembly. Gene Ontology annotation, cellular component: cohesin complex; synaptonemal complex. The record is from RefSeq and is a predicted model, not a curated record. Bases 589 to 2238 code for a protein of 549 amino acids.